GUCUGGCUCCCUGCCAUGAAAGCCAAGGGGCUGGAGAUCUCUGGUACCUUCAGCCGGCAGGUGGGCUCCAUCUCCAUGGACCUCAUGCUGACGAACAAAGCCCUGCAGGUCAUGUCUGACUUUGCCAUCCAGUUCAACCGCAACAGCUUUGGCCUGGCCCCAGCAGCUCCUCUCCAGGUCCACGCACCUCUUGCCCCCAACCAGUCCGUGGAGAUCUCCCUUCCACUGAACACUGUGGGCUCUGUCAUGAAGAUGGACCCUCUGAACAACCUCCAGGUCGCGGUAAAAAACAACAUUGAUGUCUUCUACUUCAGCACCCUGUACCCGCUGCACAUCCUGUUCGUGGAGGAUGGGAAGAUGGAGCGGCAGAUGUUCUUGGCCACUUGGAAGGACAUUCCCAAUGAGAACGAAGCCCAGUUCCAGAUCAAAGACUGUUCUCUCAAUGCAGAUGCCGUUAGCAGCAAACUCCAAGGCAGCAACAUCUUCACCAUCGCCAAGAGGAACGUGGAGGGUCAGGACAUGCUCUACCAGUCCCUGCAGCUCACCAACGGCAUCUGGGUGUUGUUGUCCCUGAAAUGCCGAGCGCCAGAGGUGUCCCAGUACAUCUACCAAGCCUACGAAACCAUCCUGAAGAACUAA
Antrostomus carolinensis (chuck-will's-widow) is the source of this 639-nucleotide messenger RNA. Its product is annotated as AP-1 complex subunit beta-1-like. NCBI's taxonomy places the organism in Eukaryota, Metazoa, Chordata, Aves, Caprimulgiformes, Caprimulgidae. Gene Ontology annotation, cellular component: membrane coat; clathrin adaptor complex. The record is from RefSeq and is a predicted model, not a curated record. The annotation marks the transcript as partial. The transcript has 6 exons. Gene Ontology annotation, biological process: vesicle-mediated transport; intracellular protein transport.